AUGCGAGAAACUCCAGCGCUCUUCUUCGCAGCCUCGAGAUGUGCGCGUUUCCACACUUCUAGAAGAAAAUUAUCUUCGGAGCCUAUAGUUCGCAUCGCCAAUGGCACCUUCUAUCGCCGCCAUCCAGCAGCCAAGCCAGAGGGUCAUAAUACAUCUCCAAACCCACCGUUCUUCCCGGAUCUGAAUCUGGAGCUGCCUUCAUUUGCCACACCGAACCAGCAUUGGGCCAUCUUGAGUCCUUCGUCCACCAUUAGAACCGCCUUCCUGCAGAUAUUACGCGGCCAAUUACUCUGUUUCCCACCCACAGCACGAUCAUUUCCCUACCUACUAAGCUCCGAAAUUGCCACCAAGAAGCCCGAAUUACGCUAUCCGGAGCGCGCCAUUGAAUAUGUGGGCUUCGAUGUGGAACGCAAAUCGUUCGGCGGCGCGUAUUUGUCCGCUAGGUAUGAGAGUCGCGUGGAAGAGACGGAUUUCACGCUUGCGCAGUACUUGACGGGUAUUGUUGGGAUGAAUCCGGGCGAGGAAGUUAUCAAGGAGAAGACCCUGGAGAAAGAGGUUAUGCUGAAAGUGGUGAGGGAAUUAGAGUUGGAGAGGUUCUUUGAUAGGCCCGUGAGCACGUUGAGUAAUGGGCAGAGUCGGAGGGCGAGGAUCGGGAAGGCGUUGUUGGCGAGACCGGAGGUGUUGUGCUUGGAUGCACCUUUCAUCGGGCUUGAUCCAUUCGUUUCACAGCAUAUAUCGGAUGUCUUGCAUAAGUUGGCGGAAGCUAACUCACCCAGAAUCGUGCUUUCACUAAGGCCGCAGGAUGUAAUUCCUGAAUGGAUCACGCAUAUUGUGUACGCAGGCGAGGAUGCGAAGGUCCAAGCCUUAGGACCAAAAGAAGAAGUACUGCAGUACUUGCAACAACAGUGCAAAGAGAUCGAGCAGUCAAUUAUUAACCGCAGUGGUAAUGUUCAUGAACUAGAUCCAAGAUUAGUAGAACUUCGAGAGGUUGGAAAACAUCUCUCAGAAAAAGGCGAUUUCGAAGCAAGCACUGCAGAAGAGCAAGAUCCCUCAAGCGCACCAGUACUCAGUCGGGACGGGUUUGAAAAGGUCGACAAAUUAACGGCUACUAUCGGAGAACCCAUUGUCGAAAUGGAAGGCGUACGCAUCAAAUAUGGGCCCAACUCCGUUCUCGGUGAUUGGCAACAAGACGUGGACGGCAAGCAGCGAGACGGACUCUGGAUGAACAUUUAUCGCGGCCAACGUUGGGGUAUCUUCGGUGCCAAUGGAUCUGGGAAAACCACUUUGCUGAGUCUCGUCACUUCGGACCACCCACAGACAUACUCCGCACCGGUCAAACUUUUCCAACGUUCUCGUCUGCCAUCCCCCGGUGUACCCGGUAUUACCAUCUUCGACAUCCAAUCACAAAUGGGUCACUCUUCGCCCGAAGUGCAUGCCCUCUUCCCCAAAAACCUUUCUGUGAAGCGUGUACUCGAGUCCGCCUGGAGCGACACACCCAUCACGAAACCCAGGCUAGACGCCGAUGCUUCCAAGCGCGUAGACGCGUGUCUCCGCUGGUUUGAGGCAGAACUCGAUCCCAAGCACGUAGUUGGCCAGACUGCGAGUAAGAAUCUAGAAUGGUCCACCGACGUUUACUUCGGCGAACUCUCCUUCUCCGCCCAACGCAUUGCGCUCUUCCUCCGCGCCACCGUCCGUAACCCCGCCAUCGUCAUACUCGAUGAGGCCUUCUCUGGCAUGGACGACCUUGCGCGCGACAAGUGCCUGCUAUUCUUGUCGCACGGCCAAGGUAUGGAACUGCAUUACACUAAUGCUGGCCCGAGACCGGUAGAGAGUGAGGUCAAGAGGAAAGGAGAGGUAGUGGUUCCAGGGCUACAGGAGCAUCAAGCGCUAUUGUGUGUCAGCCAUUCGAGGCAAGAGGUGCCCGGAUGUGUUAGGGAAUGGGUAUGUUUGGCAGAGCAGGGGAUGGGGCAGCCGAGGUUUGGGAGAUGGGACGGUCCGCUUGAGUUGGUGGGAAGUAGGUGGGAUGAGAUUUGGCGGAGGUAG
This is a messenger RNA of Didymosphaeria variabile, 2043 nucleotides long. RefSeq lists its product as uncharacterized. The coding region runs from base 1 to 2043 and encodes 680 amino acids. The transcript is spliced from 2 exons. The record is from RefSeq and is a predicted model, not a curated record. Gene Ontology annotation, cellular component: mitochondrion. NCBI's taxonomy places the organism in Eukaryota, Fungi, Ascomycota, Dothideomycetes, Pleosporales, Didymosphaeriaceae. Gene Ontology annotation, molecular function: ATP hydrolysis activity; ATP binding.